UCGGAACAAGUUUAUUUGUUUUUGUAAUUUAAUAAAACGUUAAAAUAAUUAACAACAUUCCAGAUUUUAUUUUUGUAAUCUACGAAAGUGCUAUAUACGUACCUUUAUUUUGCCUUACUUUGUGUUUAAUAUAAAAAUAUGUCUCUGUUGGAUGUUGACUCAUGGUCAAGAGAAUGCGAGGCAUGCUCAACACUUAAUCAGAAUAUUAUACAAAAAUUGGAAAUACGUGAAAAGCGUCAAAAAAAUUCUUUCGAAUAUAAUCGUCUCACAACUGCCAUACAAACUGAGCUAAAGCAGUUCGAAGGUGAAGUCAAGGAGCUUAUUCAGAAGCUUAAACUUUUAGAAGGCGCGGGAUCCAUAGAACCCGAUGAGCUCUACCAUAGAAAGCAACAAGUGGAAGCCCUUCGAAAUCAAUUGGCGCAAGUGAACCGAAAGAUAACGCAGGAUACGCGUGGAGAGCGUGCGGAAUUGUUUGCUCAACCGCCCAAUUAUUUGAACAAUAGACCUGAAAGUUCUAAUGGAAGCACAAGCCCCGCAGAAAAUGCCAAUGAUGUAAACACCUUAAAGAACCGUCAAAUCGAUAUAUUAGAGCGACAAAACCGCGGCUUGGAAGUUUUAUCUCAGACAAUAUCGAGACAACGAAGUCUCGCUUCACAGUUGGGACAAGAAGUCGAAAAUCAAAAUGAUAUAUUGGAUAAUUUGGCCGAUACUAUGGACAGAGUUGACGCUCGUGUACAUGUCGAAACAGGAAAUAUUGGCGACAUAAAUCGAAGGGAUAGUACAUGGGGUUACUGGCUAGUUAUCAUCAUUUUAUUUGUUGCCAUUGUUAUUGUAGCAGUUAUUUAAAAUGUGGGUGUCUACGGAAUUGGUGUAUAUUUUUUCAUAUAAUUUUACAACGGUAUUAACGGAACAUAAAAAAGUGUAUUUAAAAUAUUGUAAAUAAUUGUUGGCGAUUCGCAUUUGCAAUGAUUGGAAAGUCUCUUUUACCAAAGCGUGAAUAACACGAUAAACUUGUAGGGUAUCUUCACCGAACAAAACCUUAAAAAAUUUGUAUGGCAUUCGCCAUUUAUUUGCGUCUUAAAAAUAAGUUUGUAUCAACAUAAAAAGUUUCGUAAAUAAAACACAGAUUUUUUGAUCCUCUUAUA
Molecule: messenger RNA, 1145 nt
Organism: Bactrocera tryoni
Lineage: Eukaryota; Metazoa; Arthropoda; Insecta; Diptera; Tephritidae
Product: t-SNARE affecting a late Golgi compartment protein 1
Exons: 5
Coding region: 139-846 (235 amino acids)
Biological process (GO): vesicle fusion; intracellular protein transport
Cellular component (GO): SNARE complex; endomembrane system
Molecular function (GO): SNAP receptor activity; SNARE binding
Source: RefSeq, a predicted model, not a curated record